Penicillium alfredii is the source of this 918-nucleotide messenger RNA. RefSeq lists its product as uncharacterized. Bases 1 to 918 code for a protein of 305 amino acids. The record is from RefSeq and is a predicted model, not a curated record. Lineage: Eukaryota; Fungi; Ascomycota; Eurotiomycetes; Eurotiales; Aspergillaceae. The transcript is spliced from 3 exons.
AUGCGGUUCCAACUGCUGCUCUCCGUCCUCCUCCUGUCCAUAUGUGGACAAUCUUCUCCUGUGGCGCCAGUCGAACAGGAAUCCUCGUUAGAGCGGCGAGCAGGAGUUGUCAAGCACUCGGUUGUGGCUACCUGGCCCGUCAAGCAGGACGAUCGAUCCGUGAAUCCGAUUCCCUACUGUGUGAAGGGCUCCAACCCCGGCUACGAGGCCCAAAUAAAGGGAGCGAUUAAACAAGCGGCGGGCCUAUGGACAAAUCCGCCACGGGGGGUACACACCAUGGAAAUCGGGCGCGACGUGCUGGACGGGGAGUACGGUGCGCUCGUGGGCCGGCUUGCACACGAAUUAGGUCGGAAUAUCGGCCUCCCCAAUGAUAACCAGCUGGACCCCUCCUUCUAUUCGAUCUCGUGCUCAAACGUAAACGGCUUUGACAAGUCCCAAAAAUCCAAGUACAAAGCAGCAUGCAACGACUACGCCAAGGCCAAGGAACUCGGUUGGAAAGAAGGAAUGAAUAUCGGGCCGCUCGCGGAAAACGACUUCUUAAAAGCCACCGGCCCGCUGUCCAAAUUUCGUCACAACUUGCAGUGGGACGACAGGAGCAUCAUGAGAAUGCCCAAGACUGCGUACGGCCGAAAAAGUAGCAUGGGGUUCUACUACUCUACCGUGCCACUCAAGUCCUCGCUUCCAACUAUCAAUCUCAAUUGGGCAGACUUUGCUACAGGUGGACCGACUCUUUAUGAUCUCCAGGCCGUGGUGGAGAUGUAUCCUUCGGCAAGAGUGGCAGCGGCAUUGUUGCAAGGCCUGGCCCGAGAUGUUGCAGAUGCGAAUUUACCCCCAAGCUAUGAGGAGUGUGAAAUGCCAGCAGUGGCAGCGCCAGCUUAUGACGACCAGAACACAUUUCCAGUGGAUCAACCUAUAUGA